CAUGCAGAGCCUAACGGGUGCCCAGGUCAGUCCCACAGCCUAGACACACACAUAUUUCCCUAGAAAGCAAACCUCACAUUCACCCCCACCCCACCUAGCACUCUAGCACACCUACGCUAGGAUGCCCUAGUCGGGCGUUAGACAAAAACUCGAUAUCAUGCGGCCUCGCCUCACAGGGCGUCCCCGGAAGUCGCAAAGAGUGGGGGUGUGGCCGCGGCUGCGCACUGAACGCGCCCGGGGAAGAUGGCGGAUGACAAGGACUCGAUGUCAAAGGUGAAAGACCUGGCUUUCCUAAAAAAUCAACUGGAACAUCUACAGCGGCGACUAGAAGAGGAGGUCAAGACAGGUGUGGAACAGGAAGGAUCGUUCUUGUCAUCUCCUUUUCUCAAAGGCUUCCUGGCCGGCUAUGUCGUAGCCAAGUUGAGGGCAUCUGCGGUGAUGGGCUUCGCAAUUGGUGCAUGCACCGGCAUCUAUGCAGCACAGUCCUAUGCAGUCCCCAACAUCGAGAAGACCUUGAAGGAUUAUCUCCGGGCCCUGCGUAAGGGACCUGACUAGUGCACUCUCAGCAGUCUUCCCCCCAAAGCUUCCUCAAGAAGGCCCACUGCCCUCUGAGGAUAAGCCUUGGAAUCUGGAACAUCAUGGAUAGACAGCAGGACUGACUAUAUAGGGUUAUCAAGGAAGACUAGCUGUCUUGCCCUGUCUCUAACCUCCCUAGCUAAUCACUUUCAGUUGCCUCAGCUACUCCAGACUCCCUGUCUUCUACUUAUAUUCUUCUUUCAGCCUUCCAGCAUCUGUGCUUCUAGACUAUUGUGUGUCUGUAUGUUUCUCUUGUUUUUUUUUUGUUUUAUUUUUAUGGAGGGGGUAGAGAGGACCCCAUUUCCUCUACUUAUGGCGAUAACCUAUAACCUACCUAGUUUCUUGUUAAUUUGAUAAUGUAUCUAGAAUUCUCCUUCCUAGGAGCUGGCUCCAUCAUUCAGUUUUACCUGAUGGACUGUAAACUUUCCCCCUACUCUUACUUUUGCCAUUACUUACCUACCUAAGGCCUCAGUUGGUAGAGUAGGGAUGAAUGUAGAGGAAGGGGGCAUACCGGGCAUAGGGCGCCCAAGUCAGGCCCGAUGGGUGCUUAUGCUCCUCUUGUCCACAACCAUGUAUGGUGCCCAUGCCCCACUGCUGGCCUUAUGUCGAAUAGAUGGCCAUGUCCCCUUCCGCCCGUCUUCAGCUGUGCUUUGGACCGAACUGACCAAAUUACUGCUAUCAGCAUUCUCUUUGAUGGCCAGGAGGCAGCCAAGACUGUGGGACACUCUGCCUUGGCGCCAGGCUGCCCCUUUUGCACUAUCUGCACUGCUCUAUGGUGCCAACAACAACCUUGUUAUUCACCUGCAGCGGUACAUGGACCCAAGCACCUACCAAGUGAUGAGCAACCUCAAGAUUGGCAGUACAGCUCUCCUUUACUGUCUCUGCCUGAAUCGCCGUCUUUCUGCCAGGCAGGGGCUGGCACUGCUGCUACUGACUGGUGCUGGAGCCUGCUAUGCUGCUGCAGGCCUCCAGGAUCCACAGGGCCAUCUCCCACCACCCCCAGCAGCAUCCAUGCCCCUCCAUGUGACUCCCCUGGGUCUGCUGCUACUCUUGCUCUACUGCCUCAUCUCUGGCCUCUCCUCAGUCUACACUGAGCUGCUUAUGAAGAGGCAGCAUCUGCCCUUGGCUUUGCAGAACCUGUUCUUGUACUCCUUUGGGGUACUUAUGAAUUUAGGGCUCUAUGUGGGAGGUGGGCCAGGCCCUGGGCUCCUAGAGGGUUUCUCAGCCUGGGCAGGGCUGGUAGUUCUGAGCCAGGCCCUUAAUGGAUUGCUCAUGUCGGCCAUCAUGAAGCAUGGAAGCAGUAUCACCCGUCUCUUUGUCGUCUCCUCUUCACUGAUUGUCAAUGCUGUGCUCUCAGCCACCCUGCUUCACCUCCAGCUCACGGCUGCCUUCUUCUUGGCCCUCCUGCUUAUUGGUCUGGCUGUACAUCUCUACUAUGGAGGCCGGUAGAGCCAGAGGGCCUAUCCUCUGGAGCCGUUUUGCUCUCCAGUUCUAUUAAUGCUGGCUUGGUGUUACUUCAGUCAACACUGUCCUUUCCAGUGACCAAGGACUCACCUCUUGGAGAAGGUGCUUUUCUCCUUCCUUGAACAGAGAUGGAAGGCCCAUCAGGAAUGUUGGAGGUUUUCCUUAGGGGUGGUUCUAGUCUGCCCUUUUCACUCAUCUUAGCCUCUUUCUAGCCUAUCUGCUGCCCUCCUCUUCCCCCCCCCCCCAAACCAUUACACUUCUUCUUUCCCAUGCCUGGUAGCUUCAACCUAUUUCCUCAUACUGUUCUCAGCCAGAAUCCCUGAUAGAAGUGCCUUUGAAAGGAGAGAGCAGUCAGGCCCAAGGAAGCCCCUGGUAGGAGGUGAGGGGGAACCCAAGGAGGCCUAAAGCAGAUUUGAGUUUUUGUCAACAAAAUACUGUUGUUAGCUCAAGUUUGUCCCCUAAAUUCUGAGGUCAGCUUUCUGUUCCCAUCAUUGUGUAGAGGGGAAAUGGAUCCUGUUUCUAUCAACUACUGCCUGGAAGGUCUGACACCUAGCUGUUUUUCUGCUGUCAUCCUUGACAUCUGAUCAUCGGGCCACCCCUCUCUUCAUCACUCCUGCCAUGAUAAUUUAAACUCUGACCUGGAUUACUAAAAUGUGAGCUCUGGAAACUUAGAGUAGAAGGCAGAGAGAGCCUUUUCCUAUAUUGAGUACUGAGGCUCUUCCUUGUCCUCAUAGGUAAUACUUGCCUGUCCAGUACAUUUCUGUCUAGCCUAUUAGCUGGCUUAUUCUAAGUCUGUUUCCUCUUUAUUCUCUCAGCCCCCAUAGCAAUGCACCAAAAAGCCAAAAUGUAGACAACUUUGACCUCCUGUGCCCCAUCUCAAACUUUCCAGGAAGGUUCUGCCAGUACUAGGGUCCAUGUUGUCUGGUAGUGUUACUAGCCUCCCCUCUACCCCUGCCUUACCCACUCUCUUCCGGCUCUAGCACUUCAUAGGAGAAACUCAACUGCUCCCUUCCUUGCUGCUGCUCUUUCAGAAUCAAGACUGAGUCUCCUUAAUUGAACUAGGUCUGAGCCUUCACAGGUUCACAAGGAAUGCUAAUGUCCUCCUCUCUUAUGUCCUUCACCUUUUUGAUGCAGGUUGGAGAGCUCUGUUGCUCCUCUACACUCCUACUGGACCCUGCUUCUGCCAGGAAAUAAUUCUGUUCUUAGAGUCUCAAUCUGGCCACCUUUUCUGAGAUAUAUCCUUAACUUCCUAGUAAGAAGGAGACUCCUUUACAGGGGUAACUUAGACUAGGGCAUGUGGGAUUUUUCUGUAGGUCAAUCAGUGUUUCCUUAACUGCAUAAGCAAUAAGGUCUCAAUAAAGUGUUUCUGAAAGUAGGAAUUUCCCUACCAUCUGCCAUAA
This is a messenger RNA of Monodelphis domestica (gray short-tailed opossum), 3440 nucleotides long. RefSeq names its product SLC35A4 upstream open reading frame protein (gene SURMIR). Lineage: Eukaryota; Metazoa; Chordata; Mammalia; Didelphimorphia; Didelphidae. The record is from RefSeq and is a predicted model, not a curated record.